AAUUAUCGACAGAAUUAGUGGCAUUGCCUAGUGGCACGACAUGGCGGCUGCUUCGAUCUUCAAAGAUGUUCCUGGAGUUCCUACAGAUCAUGUUUUCUGUGUCAAUCAGAUGUACAAAGAUGACCAGAAUCCCAAUAAAGUCAACAUGGGAAUUGGAGCUUAUCGCGACAAAGAUGGAAAUCCAAUGGUACUACCAGUGGUUUUGAAUGUUGAGAAGCGACUCGCUGAGGAAAUCGCAUCGAAAAUUCUAAAUCAUGAGUACUUAUCAAUCGAUGGUCUAAAGUCCUUUUGUGAUGCGGCUAGCAGACUGCUUUUGGGAAAUGACAGCCCUGCGCUGGCAGAGAAUAGGGUUUGUUCAGCUCAGGCGAUCUCUGGCACAGGAAGUCUUCGUCUCGGGAUGGAGUUCUUGAAGAAAUUCUACCAUUCAGAAGUUAUCUAUGUCUCCAAUCCUACAUGGGGAAACCACAAGAAGAUGCUCUUAGCCACUGGUUACAAGGCUGAAAACAUCAAGGAUUAUCGUUACUUUGAUAAAGCAACAAAAGGUUUGGAUUUCCAAGGCAUGUGGGAAGAUUUAGAGAAUGCUCCAGAUAACUCAAUAAUCCUGCUUCAUGCCUGUGCACACAAUCCAACUGGAGUAGAUCCCGACCAGGAACAGUGGCAAAGGAUUGCUGAGAUAAUGAAGAGAAAAAAGCUGUUUCCUUUGUUUGACAUAGCUUACCAAGGAUUUGUGUCUGGUGACCCUGAUGAGGAUGCUUGGGCUGUACGCUACUUUGUUAGUCAAGGAUUUGAAAUGGUCAUAGGACAAUCAUUUGCCAAGAACUUUGGAUUAUACAAUGAGAGGGCAGGUCAUACAUGUGUGGUGACAACAGAUAAUGAAACAGCUGAACGUAUCCGUAGCCAGCUCAAAGCAAUCAUCCGCCCAAUGUGGUCAAAUCCACCCAAUCAUGGUGCACGUAUUGUAGCAACCAUACUGAACAACCCAGCCCACGCUGCCGAAUGGCGUGAAACUUUAAGGACGAUGGCUGGGCGUAUUUUAGAGUGCCGAAAACUCCUUUACAACAAGCUGAAAGAACGUGGAACACCAGGAACGUGGAACCAUAUUGUGGACCAGAAGGGAAUGUUUGGAUUUACAGGAUUGAAUGUAAAACAAGUGGAAUUCUUAGCCAAGUCUUACCACAUCUACCUGCUGAACAGCGGACGGGUAAACAUUUGUGGGAUCACUCACCAUAACGUCGACUACAUCGCUGAGGCGAUUCAUGAAGCUGUCACCACAGUUACCGACUGAUCAAGUCUAUAGCUUUUGGUUGCUGGUUAUUUUUGUUGUUGUGAAAGCUAAUCUGUGUGAAACCUGCGUGCGUGCUGACACAUCAUUCACGCCAGUGUGAAAUCGCCCAAGAGGUACUCGUGUGAAUGGAUAAAGCUGACAGUCAUCUCAUAAUUUAACGAUUUGUAUUUACAAGGGACAACGUUUGUCAAUCAGACAAACUGAAAUGCGGUGUGAUCACUUAUAUUUUAAUCGUCCGGUCAAUUGUGGCUGAUUUUAUUUACAAAGGAGGGUCUCAUUUGUAUUAAAAUUUCCCUACUGGAUGAAAUAUCAAUAAACCUUUCACCUUCAAUACAAAGUUGUUAUAGCCAUUGUCAGGGCGGAGCCUGUAGGCCGUUCAGUGAUUUGAUGCAGGAUAAGUGUUGUGAUAAGUUUUGACUCCAAAAAACCCACUUAUUAUAAGAGUGCAAAAAGGACAGGGUGAAUGACAUGCGGAGGGAACGUGCGUUACCUCCAUGAGAGCUCUUCUUGUGCAAAUACAAAUGUUUGGAGAAAUAGUAAAUUUUCCAAUUUGUUCAGGCAAUUUCUUACGCGAAACUUCGUUAAUUACCAUGACUCUUGCUCGCUCAAUUUUAAUCUUACCAGCUCAUGAGCAUAAAUGUUACCUAUUAGUUCAAUAGAAAUAAUAUUCAGUAAUUAUCUUAUAUUCACUUCGUGUUUGCCACAAUAAAAACAUAUCGCGUUUAACUGAAAAAUGCUCAUGAAAUAACAUUGCCGUGGGCACAUUGUUCUCAUCAUAAGAAUCUUUUUACGCCCUGAAAUAUGUGGUCGUCAUGUUGAAAUAAAAAGACGUACACAUCAGUAGA
Pocillopora damicornis (cauliflower coral) is the source of this 2130-nucleotide messenger RNA. RefSeq names its product aspartate aminotransferase, cytoplasmic. NCBI's taxonomy places the organism in Eukaryota, Metazoa, Cnidaria, Anthozoa, Scleractinia, Pocilloporidae. Gene Ontology annotation, molecular function: L-aspartate:2-oxoglutarate transaminase activity; pyridoxal phosphate binding. The record is from RefSeq and is a predicted model, not a curated record. Gene Ontology annotation, biological process: L-aspartate biosynthetic process. Gene Ontology annotation, cellular component: cytosol.